This is a messenger RNA of Trichomonas vaginalis G3, 708 nucleotides long. Its product is annotated as threonine-type endopeptidase protein. Gene Ontology annotation, cellular component: nucleus; proteasome core complex, alpha-subunit complex; proteasome core complex. The coding region runs from base 1 to 708 and encodes 235 amino acids. Gene Ontology annotation, biological process: ubiquitin-dependent protein catabolic process. NCBI's taxonomy places the organism in Eukaryota, Parabasalia, Trichomonadida, Trichomonadidae. The transcript has a single exon. The record is from RefSeq and is a predicted model, not a curated record.
AUGUCGGAUUAUACAAGAUCAAUCACAAGAUUCAGCCCAGAUGGACGUCUUUUCCAAAUUGACCAUGCACAUGCUGCCGUUCAGCGUGGUACUACAGUCGUUGCAACACGUUCCAAGGACAUGAUAGUCAUCGCUGUUGAAAAGACAGCUGUAGCUAAACUUCAAGACCCACAUACAUUCAGCAAAAUUUGCUCAUUGGAUAAGCAUGUUAUGUGUGCCUUUGCAGGCCUCCAUGCUGACGCUCGUAGGCUUAUUCAAUCAGGUCAAAGACAAUGCCAAUCCCAUCGUUUAACAUAUGAAGAUCCAAUCUCCAUUGAAAAUAUUGCCCGCUAUAUUGCUACUCUUCAACUUAAGAAUACCCAAUCUGGUGGUGCUCGUCCAUAUGGUGUUUCUACAUUAAUCUGUGGAUUCGAUGAUAUGACAAGCCAACCACAUAUCUACGAAACACUUCCUUCCGGCACUUACGCUGAGUGGAAAGCCCGCACAAUCGGUCGCCACGAUCAAACUGUUAUGGAGUAUCUUGAGAAGCAUUACAAGGAUGACAUGACUGACGAAGAGGCUCAGAAACUUGCAAUUGGCGCUCUUCUUGAAGUAGUUGAGAACGGUUCCAAGAAUUUAGAAGUUGCUUAUAUGAAACGCGGUGGAACAAUGGAAAUUAUGGCCGAAGAAGUUCUCGAUGCUCUUAUUGAAUCUACAAAAGCAAAAUAA